UCUGACCUGUUUACCAGUAUAAACAUAUGGUCCUGGAACAACGACCAUUCGCAUAAACGCAAGCUCACGGCCAACGGUGUAGGGAGUUCUCGCCAGGGGCACGAUGUAAACAACAUGGCGUCUCCAGAAGGAAAACAAGUGCGGAAAAGAAAAACUACAGAUGUAGAUGAAGACAGUUUAGUGAUCAGAGCUUUCCGAGAGUUUCAAGUCCAGCUGGACAAAAGGCACGAUAAAUAUGAGCGAUUAGUCAAGCUGAGCAGAGAUGUCACCAUCGAAAGCAAGAGGACCAUCUUCAUGUUGCACAGAGUUACAGGAAAUGAGGACUCUGAGAGUCUCCUCUCUCAAACUCUUGAAAAACUGAACAAUAUUAAGCUGAUAAAGAUGAUGAAGAUAUCGGAGGAGUUAGAAGGAGAAGACCCAUACCAGUUCCUACGUGCUUACUCCCCAGGUCUUCAGGAGUUCAUUGAAGCUGUGACCUUCUACCACUACCUGCACAGUGGAUCCCUGGUCAGUCUUCAACAGAUUCAGGACAACCUGACCUUCGCCCCUCCUGAUCCAGCCGCGGCACAAGUGGCAGAUCCGCUGACAGCCCCGAAUGUGAGAAGGGAGGUAACUGUGCGAGUCCACGUACCUCCCCUGGAGUACAUGCUGGGUGUGGCAGACCUGACCGGGGAACUCAUGAGGCUGACUAUAAAUAGUGUCGGAGCUGGUGACUUGCAGCUGCCAUUCAAAGUUUGUGCUUUUAUGCGACGCAUACACGAUGCGUUUCUCUCCUACGGGAAUGUUUCCCGGGAACUUAAUAGAAAAAUGUCCACGCUCAGACAGAGCUUGCACAAAGUUGAGAAUGCGUGUUACACCAUUCAAGUGCGUGGCUCAGAGAUCCCGAAACAUCUGAUCGCUGAUGUCCUCAGUGGGACCUCCGAGUGCAGCAGUAGGUUUCAGGAUGAAGCUUGUGAUGUAUAGUGUCCAUUUUGUAAUAAAUACAUCAAUAAAUUCAUCAUAUGUAAUUCACAUGAAUAAACUGUCCCUGUAAACAUCAGCUGCAAAUCACAUUGGAAAUAAUUCACUUUCUCAGAUGGACGUAUAUUCCAGCCAUAUGAUGGUGGUCUGUAGAUGGUUGUGAGAUUUGAUGAAAUAAUAAAGUAUUUGACAUCACUGAGCUCUCUGCCACUAAA
Haliotis rufescens (red abalone) is the source of this 1175-nucleotide messenger RNA. RefSeq names its product translin-associated protein X-like. The transcript has 4 exons. Gene Ontology annotation, cellular component: nucleus; cytoplasm. Gene Ontology annotation, molecular function: RNA binding; sequence-specific DNA binding; RNA endonuclease activity. Bases 115 to 963 code for a protein of 282 amino acids. The record is from RefSeq and is a predicted model, not a curated record. NCBI's taxonomy places the organism in Eukaryota, Metazoa, Mollusca, Gastropoda, Lepetellida, Haliotidae.